Molecule: messenger RNA, 474 nt
Organism: Vicia faba (fava bean)
Lineage: Eukaryota; Viridiplantae; Streptophyta; Magnoliopsida; Fabales; Fabaceae
Source: the annotation of a GenBank genome assembly
AUGUAUCAACAUCAUUUUAAGCCCAAUGGAGAUAUGACAAGGCCUGUUAACGAAAAAGGAUGGAAUCCAGCAACACAACCAAACCCUAAUUGUAUCAAUAAAAAAAAACCAUCAUUGCAAAGUUUUCAAGGGCAAUCGAAUGUUCAAAGAAACCUAAAGCUGCGCAGCAGUAAAAAGCCGAAUCCUAAACCCUAUCAUAAUUUUAUUUACACAAACCCUUUAGAAAUCAAACAAGGAAAAAACAUUGCUCACAGAAAUCACAAAAAGCCACGGCCACCAUCACACAAAACCCAAAGAUGUGUCAUCAUCUUCCCUAACGUCAAACCCUUCAGAUUCGAGAAAGAAGAAGAGGAAAAGAGUCGAAAUCGCAAACAAAUAAAGAAUAAAAGAGAGAGUAAGAAAGAUCUCACUGAAGAAAUCCCAGAGGCAACAUCCUCAUCCUCCUCACCGAUUUUGGCAUCUAAGGCAAGUUAG